This is a messenger RNA of Pseudocercospora fijiensis CIRAD86, 1862 nucleotides long. RefSeq lists its product as uncharacterized. The transcript is spliced from 2 exons. Bases 164 to 1729 code for a protein of 521 amino acids. Lineage: Eukaryota; Fungi; Ascomycota; Dothideomycetes; Mycosphaerellales; Mycosphaerellaceae. Gene Ontology annotation, cellular component: cytosol; COPI vesicle coat. The record is from RefSeq and is a predicted model, not a curated record. Gene Ontology annotation, biological process: endoplasmic reticulum to Golgi vesicle-mediated transport; Golgi localization; retrograde vesicle-mediated transport, Golgi to endoplasmic reticulum.
CGAACGGAGACGCAGACGCAGAAGGCAGACGCAGACGCAGAAGGCAGACGCCAGCAGCCAGCCGCACACACCCGCUACACAGCAUUUUGGGCCUGGAUUGAUUCCACUGCUUCAUUGGACUGUUUGACGACCAAGCCUGUGAUAUUGCUUAACUUCCAUCAAAAUGGUGGUGCUCUCCGCGGCCAUCACCACGCGCUCUGGCAAGCCCAUUCUCGCCCGCCAGUUCCGACACAUGCAGCGAUCCAGAGUCGAAGCUCUCCUCGCCUCCUUCCCAAAGCGCGCCGAUACCGCCAGCCAACACACGACGGUCGAGCAAGACAAUGUGCGAUUCGUAUACCAGCCCCUCGAUGAGCUAUACAUGGUCCUGAUCACCAAUCGCCAAUCCAACAUCCUCCAAGACAUCAACACCCUUCACCUCUUUGCCCAGCUUGUGAGCUCCAUCUGCAAGAGUCUCGACGAGCGGGAAAUCACACGAUGUGCUUUCGAGCUCCUUUCGGCCUUCGAUGAGCUCGUUACCCUGGGCUACAGGGAGAACUUGACCCUCAGCCAGAUCAAGACCUUCUUGGACAUGGAGUCGCACGAAGAGCGCAUCCAGGAGAUCAUUGCUAGGAACAAGGAGUUGGAAGCUUCCGAGGAGCGGAAACGCAAAGCCAAGCAAUUGGAGAUGCAGAGAAAGGAGAUGUCGAGAGCAGCUCGGGUUGGCGGUGGAAGUGGAGGCAUGGGCGGCAUGCCACGCGCACCAUCAUAUCCCACCUACACCCCUCCAGCAUCCACUCCCAGCAUGACGGACUCCUACGACUCGUACAAUGCAGCCAAGAACCAAUCCUUCAGCAAGCCUCUUGCGACCCGUGGAAAAGGCAUGCAGCUUGGCAAGAAGAAGACUACAAACACAAUGCUCGACCAGCUUGGCGCAGAAGCAGAAGCGAGUGCACCUUUGGCAGGCGUGCCCACUCCUGCUGCCCAGCCAGUCCAGCCAUCUGUGCCCGCGAGCACUACAGCCGCCCAUGGAGAUGCAGUACAUAUCACAGUCGGGGAGGCCAUCUCUGCCAAACUCUCACGCGAAGGUGCCAUUGAGUCAUUCGAAGUCAAGGGCGAUCUGCAGCUGCGAAUCACAGAUCCAAGCCUUACGCAAAUCAAACUUGACAUGGCAGUCGGUGAUAUCAAAGGCGCAAAUCUGAAUGCUCAUCCGAAGGUCGACAAGAAGCAAUUCAAGGACAACAACAUCAUCCAAUUGACCGACACAAGCAAAGGCUUCCCUGCCAACAACAGCAUCCAAGUCAUGCGAUGGCGACUAGUCGCCAAGGCGGAAGAUGUUAGCGAGCCUCCCAUUAAAUUCACCGUUUGGACCAGCGAGCUCUCACCCGGCACUUACAGCGUGACGGUCGAAUAUGAGCUUACGGGGAGCGAUCCGCUGAAAGACGUCACAGUCGUCAUACCAUGCCAGACCUCAGAACCUUCCGUCUCCAGCUUCGACGCUGUCUACGAAGUCAGCGGCGAUAGCAUAGAUUGGACCAUCGGCGAUGUCGACGAUUCAAACCCCAGCGGCUCUUUCGAAUUUGAGGCCCAAGCAGAAUCAGAAGGCGAAUUCUUCCCUAUGCAGGUCAAGUUCGCCAAGAGUCGACCUUGGGUGGAAGUCGAUAUCAGCAGUGUCAGCUUGCUGAAUUUGAACCAAGACAUCAGCUUUGGCAAAGACGUGAGGUCUGUUGCUGAGUCUUAUAUGAUUGUCUAGGAGCGUGACGCGACAUCGUUUUGGACUUAGCAGCAUGAAGACGAGCGCAGGAAAUGGAAUGAAUAGAUCACUACGAAAGCGUUGUCGAACAAGUUGAUCUGUAAGCCGUGCGCCUGAGCGUGCGGAAAAGAAG